GUACAUCACUAUAACCGAUCAACAAAUUUUUUGACGUGUGUGGUGUAUUCGUGGUCGCGAUGUCUGCGUUAAAUAAUUUAUUAGUGUUAUCGACAAUAUCCUGCAUAUUAGUGUUUGUAAACACACAAUCAGUGCAUAGACGAUUUGAAUACAAAUAUUCUUUCAAGCCUCCUUAUUUAGCACAAAAAGAUGGAUCAGUUCCUUUCUGGGAGUAUGGUGGCAAUGCGAUCGCGUCGGGUGAGAGCGUGCGGCUGGCUCCUUCUAUGCGCAGCCAGAAGGGCGCCAUCUGGUCCAAGCACCCGCUGUCGUUCGACUGGUGGGAGGUGGACGUGAUGUUCAAGGUCACCGGGAGGGGCAGGAUAGGAGCCGACGGUCUAGCAUUCUGGUACACGACGCAACGCGGCGACUACACGGGCGAAGUCUUCGGCUCCUCGGACCGCUGGAACGGGCUGGCGCUCAUCUUUGAUUCCUUCGACAACGACAACAAGCAUAACAACCCAUACAUCAUGGCCGUGCUCAACGAUGGGACUAAGGUGUUUGACCACAAGAGCGACGGAUCCACUCAGCUGCUGUCGGGCUGCCUGCGAGACUUCAGAAACAAGCCGUUCCCGACGCGCGCUCGCAUCGAGUACUAUCUCAACACGCUCACUGUAUACUUCCACAACGGCAUGACCAACAACGAAGCGGACUACGAGCUGUGUUUCCGCGCCGAGAAUGUGGUGCUCCCUCGCGGCGGCUACUUCGGGCUGUCGGCCGCCACUGGUGGACUAGCUGAUGACCAUGACGUCAUACACCUGCUUACUACGUCACUGCACACCACGCAGCAGCAGGGCGGGCAGCAGAUCAGCGCGGACGAGCAGCAGAAGCUGGACCGCGAGUACCAGGAGUACCAACAGAAGCUCGAGCAGCAGAAGGACCAGUACCGCAAGGACCACCCCGACGAGAUGAAGGACAAGGAGAGUGAAUUCGACGACUGGUUCGAGUCGGACGGCCAGCGCGAGUUCAGACAAAUCUGGCAGGGGGUCAUGGCCUUACAGGACGCACUCCGUGACGUCAACAAGAAGGUCGACGAGGUGAUCGGCAAGCAGACCAACUCGCUGUCUCUCCUAAGCGCAGUAUACAGCCACACACAGGGACAGCCCAUACAGCCUGCCGCGCCUGGACAGCCGCCCGCGCAGAUGCCGUCGCUGCCGAUCGGGCGGCACGACUGGGACGGGCUGGUGGCCAACAACCAGAUCAUGAUCAACACCAUCGCCGAGCUCAAAGGGUUCAUAAUCGAAGUGGCGCGUAAAUCAGACGCUCUGAUAGCGGCCAGCGGCGGCGCGCCGGCUACGGCAGGGGCCAUCAACCCGCAGUUCCUGAGCGAGAUGAGGGACUCCAUGCACCAGCUCAAACAGUCGGUCGCUGGCGUGGCGCAGAGGAUGUCCAACGCGCCUCAAGUGGUGCAGCAGCCAAUGUCGUCGUGCCAGGACGUGUCGUGCGUGAGCCUGACGGGGCUUCUGGUGGUGGUGGCGGCGCAGCUCACGCUAAUGUUCUUCUACGCCGUCUACAAAGAAAGAAAAGAAGCGCAAGCGAAGAAAUUCUUCUGAAGGGAGUGACUGUGUAAAUGAAGCGUCUAUUACUAUACUGCUUGCCCUCUAUGUCACAAAUAUUACAUUAAAUAAUGUUACUCUUAUCUUGAGAUUGCAAUUUUUACCAAUUUUGUUUACCGAAUUGAAUGCAACUUUUUUAUGUUACUGUUAUUGAAAAUUUUGUCUUCCUGCAUUUAUUAUUGCAUUUUUUAUCGGUAAACAAAAUCAAUUAUUUUAUUUUUUAAUAAGAACUGUCAUUCCUCAGAGUAUUAUUGUUAUUUUUUAUCUGAAUUUUAUACUGUACUUCUUUUGAUUUUAAAUCUAGUUAAUUGUUGUGUUAUUUCAUUAUUUAACGUGGCAAGUAGUAUGUAAAUAGUAGAUUAGUAUUUCAAAUUUUUUACCAUCUGAGUGUGUUUGAGACGUAAGAAAAAUAAUAUAAUUCUGUACAUAAAAUAUUUAUUUUUUUAUUUUCUCUGUCUUUUUUUUAUAUCUUUGUGGCGCUCUCAAUUCUGACUUAUAGGAAAUAAUUUGUGAGUAAAUUACAAAAUGGUUGUAACUAAAAUUUUAGUUUUUUUUAUAAAAAAAUCUUUGGCGUUCAAUAUUUUUUUGGUUUUGUUCGACAGAAAUGUUUUUCUUAGUGCUCAACUAUGGGACUACAAGGAUGAGCUUAUUGUCAUCCUAAUUAGAAAAUCAUAUUCAACGGUAAUAUUUAACACAUUUUUUUACAAAUUAACCGAGAGUAUUAAACACAAUUUAUUUACGAAUAACUGCAAAUCGAACCUGAAUAAUAAAAAAUGUGCUAAAUGUUACCAAUAUCAAAAUUCGGUCUCUAUUUUCCAUAUCGAAUUUGUAAAAUAUUAUUCAUAAGAGAUACAUUGUUUAUUGUUCAACAAUAAAAAUGUGCCAAUU
Messenger RNA from Ostrinia furnacalis (Asian corn borer), 2480 nucleotides. RefSeq names its product lectin, mannose binding protein ergic53 (gene ergic53). The record is from RefSeq and is a predicted model, not a curated record. Gene Ontology annotation, molecular function: D-mannose binding. The coding region runs from base 60 to 1589 and encodes 509 amino acids. The transcript is spliced from 13 exons. Lineage: Eukaryota; Metazoa; Arthropoda; Insecta; Lepidoptera; Crambidae. Gene Ontology annotation, biological process: endoplasmic reticulum to Golgi vesicle-mediated transport. Gene Ontology annotation, cellular component: COPII-coated ER to Golgi transport vesicle; endoplasmic reticulum-Golgi intermediate compartment; endoplasmic reticulum membrane.